Messenger RNA from Thunnus maccoyii (southern bluefin tuna), 3556 nucleotides. Its product is annotated as LIM domain kinase 1-like. NCBI's taxonomy places the organism in Eukaryota, Metazoa, Chordata, Actinopteri, Scombriformes, Scombridae. Gene Ontology annotation, cellular component: nucleus; neuron projection; cytoplasm. Gene Ontology annotation, biological process: positive regulation of stress fiber assembly; protein phosphorylation; actin cytoskeleton organization. The record is from RefSeq and is a predicted model, not a curated record. The coding region runs from base 189 to 2573 and encodes 794 amino acids. Gene Ontology annotation, molecular function: ATP binding; protein serine/threonine kinase activity; protein binding. The transcript has 15 exons.
GAAGGGUCUGAGCGCAUGGAGAGAGAGAGGAAAAAGAAAAGAAAAAAAGAAAAUACCACUCCUGCUACCGAUCACAGCAGAAUACGUGUAUGUCCCGCUCAUGUACACAUGCAGCCAAUCGGCUCCUUUCUUAAUUGGGUGGAUUGUUUCAGAGUGACAGUUGUCUAUCAGUGAACUGGCGGGGAAGAAUGUCACGACGGGACCAGAGGUAUCGGAGAGGAAUGAAAGGACGGUGCUGUGAAUGUAGCUGUAUCUUGUCUCAUUGGUACUAUGAAAAAGAGGAACAGCUCUACUGUAAGAAGCACUACUGGGCCCGUUAUGGAGAGCACUGCCACGGCUGCAAAGACACCAUCGCAAAUGGACUCAUAAUGGUUGCUGGAGAGCAGAAGUACCACCCUGAAUGCUUCACUUGUACGAAAUGUGAAAUGGUCAUUGGAGAUGGAGACACCUACACACUCAUCGAACGCUCUGAACUGUACUGUGGUCACUGUUUCUGUCCGGGUGUAGUAUCAGAUGUGAGGUCAACUACUCCGCUCACCAAGUGUCCCCACAUGGUGGCGCUGGUGUCUCUCCCUCCCCGAGCUGGCGACCGACGAGGUCUGACUGUAGCCACUGACCUCAGCCAAGAGAAAGGCUCUCUUGUCACCGUGAUAGGGUUAGACUCAGCGGCCCUCAGCCCUGACCUUCUGUCCUCUAUCCACAUUGGUGACCACGUACUGGAGGUCAACGGCAUCCCUGUCCGCAACAUUUCCCCGGAUGAGAUAAUACAUGUGAUCGAAGACACAAGCAGACCACUGCAGCUGACAAUUGAACACAUCCCGCAUUCUUCCAACGACCAUCCUCACUCAGCCAGUGUCCAGGACAACAUCAGCUGUCCUGACCCCUGUGUCCGUGACAAACUCGCUUCAAUACCCAAACUCCCAAGUCUGGAGGAGGAGCCAAGUCAGGGAGAGGAGGCAGAUGAACCAAUCAGGAUGAGUCUCUCACCACCUCAGCACCAAGGAACCAUGGGAAUGCGAUCCAGACACAUCAUGCGCAGCUGCAGUAUAGAUAAGUGUCCCUUGUCCCCUGGAGCACUGUCACUUUUAUCUCAAAGGAGAGAGAUGGUUCGCUCAGAGUCUCUGCGUGUGGACCCUGGAGAGCGGACCCACCGCAUCUUCAGACCUUCAGACCUCAUCCAUGGAGAAGUGCUUGGCAGGGGCUGCUUUGGACAAGCUGUCAAGGUCACACAUCAGGAGACAGGGGAGGUGAUGGUGAUGAAAGAGUUGAUAAAUUUUGAUGAAGAGACACAGAAGACUUUCUUAAAGGAGGUGAAGGUGAUGCGCGGUCUGGAUCAUCCCAAUGUUCUCAAGUUCAUUGGGCUGUUUUAUAAAGACAAACGAAUAAACUUCGUGUCUGAAUACAUCCAGGGAGGAACUCUCAGAGAAACCAUCAUGAAAAUGGACAAAGAUUUCUCCUGGCGCAUAAGAGUGAGUUAUGCCAAAGACAUUGCGGCUGGAAUGGCAUAUCUACACUCCAUGAAUGUUAUCCACAGAGAUUUAAACUCAUACAACUGCCUGGUCAAAGAGGACCAGUCUGUGGUGGUGGCAGAUUUUGGGCUUGCCAGGUUGGUGAUGGAGGAGAGGAAUCAGAGCAGAACAUCCUCUCUAGAGCGGCCUGCAAAGGGCCCACUGUCAGAGCUCCGCAGGCCUGACCGGAGGAAGCGGUACACUGUGGUGGGAAACCCCUACUGGAUGGCCCCUGAGAUGAUCCGUGGGAAAAGCUACGACGAACGGGUGGACAUCUUUUCCUUUGGUAUCAUGAUAUGUGAGAUCAUAGGUAGAGUGAAUGCCGACCCCGACUAUCUCCCCCGGACAAAUGACUUUGGGCUAAAUGUAGCUGGUUUCCUGCAGCAGUACCACCCUCCACAGUGCCCCUUGGCCUUCCUGCCGCUGGCUGCACUCUGCUGUGACAUGGACUCUGAAAAACGUGCUUCCUUUUCAAAACUGGAGGAGUGGCUGGAGAACUUGCUGAUGCACCUUGACAUCGGCCUGCCUCUGCUCUCUGAGUUAGAGCAGCUCCGCAGAGCCUUCUGGCAGAACCACAACCACCAACACCACCCUCACAAUCAGGACAAGACCAUUAACUCUAAUGAACAAACCAAUUCUUCACAGCCACAAAGACAGAGCCCUGUCCCCACACAAUCUUUGGACAAUGGAAAUAACCACAAAGAGCCUAAUCUCCUUACUCAGAGCAAAGACCAAAAUAGCACACCUGACAGUCAUUUGGACGAAGAGCAGCACACACAUGACCACCAUGACAUGAGGACUGAGCAUGACCACUCCUGCUUGAACAAAGACUGUAAGGACAACUCACAAGGAAACAGCCAGAGGUGCUGCAGGUCUACAAGCAGAGACUCAGACAAGGACACGUCUGACAACUAUGAACACAGUCUCUCAGGACAACCAGACGCCCAGCGUGAGCCCACACAACCGCUGCAGGUCAACAACUCGCUGCUAGGCCGAUGUAACAGGCCCAGUAGGACAAGUAGAGUGCUAUGGGACAGAUCUACAGAGAACAGCUCCUUUCUCUGACUGCUUAAUCCGAUGGCCAACACAAGAAAUGUCUACAAAGUCCACUCUUGAAGGAUAUGCCUUUUCAAACAAAUUGGACAGAAUUGGACAAAACCUAGCAAUAGAAAUCCAAAGGGGAUAAUUUACAUGAGAAGCAUUAAAUGAUUUGUAUGCAGCUUAAUCACAACUGGUUAGCAUAUUAAAUUUGCCUCACAUUUCUCUUUCAACCAGUAUUUAUAUGUUUUCAACUAGAGCCCAAUCAAUACUGGAUAUUUGAUUUUGAUACUCACAUUAAUAUUUGAGAGUUUAAAAAUGCAGUAGUGGUGUAUUGGCCAGCAUUCAUUUUACAAAAACACAUAACAUAAACAAACAUUUUUGAUGAGGAUUCCUUAAAGUCCCCAAAACUUCUCUGUGCUCUCUGGUGGACAGACUAUGUAAUGGUGACACAGUUUCUAAAUGACCCCAAACAUAUCUUCGACAUUUCAAAUUACUACAAUUUCCCUUGACAUAUCGGCUAACAUGUGCUGAUAUUGGUAUUAUUUAAAAGGCUAAAAUUGGUUGGCCAGUUUACAGGUUGGGUUCUAGUUUCAACCUUGUCCAGAAGCUGUGAAACACAAGAUGGCACUUUAUACUUUAAGCUGCAAUACGUUGCAUGGGUCAGUUAUUUAUCAAAAUACUUUAUGUAUUUUCUGUUAAACAUUUUCAUAUUACAUCUAACAGACUGAUUUGUAAAUAUAAACCUGCAACUGCGGUUAACUUAAUAAAGAGAAAUAUAAAUUCAUGUGAAUGCAUUUACAUCCCUUUUUAGCAUUAAAUGACUCCUUAUACGCCUUAGUGAAAUUUACUUCUACUUGAUUAUCAAAUGCAGUCCUUUUCUAGACAAUUGUUUUUCAUUUAGUAAGGAAAACAGACAACAAUUUAACAAUAUAUCUUAUCAAUGUUAAUGAUUUCAUUAAUAAACUUAAAGGAAUAAAUCACAAGAAAUUAUGGACCACGUAUCAAAC